CGUAGCUCGGGCUGUGAAGCCGGAAGUGGAGCAGCCUGUCAGUGGCGGCAUUGCACCCGGAAACGGGCUGACACCGGAGCCAUGAAACGGGACGUGAGGAUCCUCCUCCUGGGGGAGGGUGAGUGGGCACUCAGCAUGGCCGGGGGCGGGGAGUGAGAGUCACCAGAGGGGGCCAGUGUGAGGGAGGACACUCAAUGUCACCUCUGCGGAGUGUGAGUGCUCACUAACUGAGUGCACACUAACUACAGAACCCAAACUGUGAGAGUGAGUGCACACUGACUGCAGAACCCAAACUGUGAGAGUGAGUGCACACUGACUGCAGAACCCAAACUGUGAGAGUGAGUGCACACUGACUACAGAACCCAAACUGUGAGAGUGAGUGCACACUGACUACAGAACCCAAACUGUGAGAGUGAGUGCACACUGACUACAGAACCCAAACUGUGAGAGUGAGUGCACACUGACUGCAGAACCCAAACUGUGAGAGUGAGUGCACACUAACUACAGAACCCAAACUGUGAGAGUGAGUGCACACUGACUGCAGAACCCAAACUGUGAGAGUGAGUGCACACUGACUGCAGAACCCAAACUGUGAGAGUGAGUGCACACUGACUACAGAACCCAAACUGUGAGUGAGUGCACACUAACUACAGAACCCAAACUGUGAGAGUGAGUGCACACUGACUACAGAACCCAAACUGUGAGAGUGAGUGCACACUAACUGCAGAACCCAAACUGUGAGAGUGAGUGCACACCGACUGCAGAACCCAAACUGUGAGAGUGAGUGCACACUGACUGCAGAACCCAAACUGUGAGAGUGAGUGCACACCGACUGCAGAACCCAAACUGUGAGAGUGAGUGCACACCGACUGCAGAACCCAAACUGUGAGUGAGUGCACACUGACUGCAGAACCCAAACUGUGAGUGAGUGCACACUAACUACAGAACCCAAACUGUGAGAGUGAGUGCACACUAACUACAGAACCCAAAUUGUGAGAGUGAGUGCACACUAACUGCAGAACACAAACUGUGAGAGUGAGUGCACACUAACUACAGAACACAAACUGUGAGAGUGAGUGCACACUAACUACAGAACACAAACUGUGAGAGUGAGUGCACACUAACUACAGAACCCAAACUGUGAGAGUGAGUGCACACUGACUGCAGAAACCCAAACUGUGAGAGUGAGUGCACACUGACUAUAGAACACAAACUGUGAGUGAAGAUGUGACUAUUGCAGAGUUAGCGAAUAUUUACAAAUCAGCUUUUUUUCACAUCAGUCUUGUCAUUUUAUGUUUAAAUCCACUAAAUGAAGAGUUUAUUAAAUAAUCUGAUGCGCAUAGGCUAUUGCAUUCUGUGAGACUGCCCUUGAUAUGGAGUGGCAGGACUGCUGGCGGUUGGUGAGAGAGUGAGCAUACUCUUCUAUAUUUCACACUGUUUAAUUUUUAGGUGUUUUUCAGUUCGAAUCGUUAUCACAGACUAACCAAGCCUUACUCUGAUUGUGAAUAUGUAAUUCUGGCAGUAUUAACCGUUCUGAUAGGAUGUGCAAGGUGUGUGAAUAAACAUUUGUUGUACGAUGUAUUUCCUGGGACGGACAAUCUCUAAUUCCUUGAGUUAUUCUUCGAGAUAUAUCUUCACACAAUAUCCCGUGAGUGGUAGUAAAGUGGAAUGCGUUGUCUAUUUAUAAGUUGUCAACCAAAACAGCUAAGAAAAUCUGUUUCAAAUGUUAUACACGGACCGGUAGGAAAUGGUCAAGGAAAAUAUAUUUGGAUCUACAGGGGAACGUUAAAACCUGCUACCAUAAAUCUACUUUACUACCACAACCACUGCGGAUCCAGGCGGGCGACAUGAUCCUUCCUGGUAGUUAUAGUGUUGGCGCGCAAGAUAUGUUUUUGUCUGGCUCCUAAAUGUUACUGUUCACUUCAAAUGACUCUGAUUUAUAUAUUACAAGGGCUUUUAAUGGAUAAUAUUCAGGAAUUCAUUGGGAAGAACUUUAUUAGCAGUAAUCAGCAUGGUUUUAUGAAACCUAGGUCAUGUCAAACUAACUUCAUUACAUUUUACGAAGAAAUAUGAAGUAUAGAUCAGGGUGUUGCAGUGGAUGUGGUCUACUUGGCUUUUGCCAAGGCAUUUGAUACGGUUCCUCACAAUAGGUUAGUCUUCAAACUAAAAGAAAUUGGUCUAGAUGAAUAUUCUUGUUCUUGGGUAGAACAUUGGCUUAAGGAUAGAGUACAACAAGUUUGUAAAGUAAUCAAAUGUGAGCAGGAUAUUGCUUUGCUGCAGAGGGAUUUGGAUAGACUGGGGGACUGGGCACUAAAAUGGCAGAUGAAAUUUAAAGGAACACUAUAGUCACCUAAAUUACUUUAGCUAAAUAAAGCAGUUUUAGUGUAUAGAUCAUUCCCCUGCAAUUUCACUGCUCAAUUCACUCUCAUUUAGGAGUUAAAGGGACACUAUAGUCAACAUAUAAAAGCAAGGAAGACAGGUCCCCCAGCCGCCUUUAUUGCUUUUAUAUGAACUUGCCAUUAAAAAAAAAAAAAAAUCUGAAUAAGUUUUAAUAAUAAAACUUACCUCCGUUCCAGCGCCGAGUUCCCCGCUAGGCCACGCCCCCUUUUUCGUCAAAAUCGCAGGGCCCAAUAGGACGCUUCUAUCCAUUCCCAUCAUCCAUCCAUAUCCAUCCCCAUCAUCCAUAUCCAUCCAUUCCCAUCAUCCAUCCUCACCCACUCACACUCAGUUACCCACCCACACUCACAGUUUGAAUCCUCCCCUCCUCCUCUUUGGUCUUCAGCCUGUCAGCUCAAGCCACUCCCACGCAGUGCUGACAGCCUCAGCACACAGAGCUCGUGCACAGUGCUUUGUGUGCUGAUAGCAUGUCUGAAGUAUUCACCCAUGCGUGAAUACAUCAGACGUGAAUGAAGCCUUUUUAGGGCUUCUGAACUCGGAGGUCACUCUGGUGGCCGUCUGACUGCAACUGGAGGUGUUCCAAGCUUCCAAUGUAAACACUGUAUUUUCUCAGAAAAUACAGUGCUUACAAGAAAAGGGCUGCAGGGAGCUGUAGCACUCACCUGAACAACCUCAUUAAGCUGAAGUUGUUCAUGUGACUAAAGUGUCCCUUUAAAUCACUUUGUUUCUGUUUAUGCAGCCCUAGCCACACCUCCCCUGGCUAUGAUUGACAGAGCCUGCAUGGAAAAAAAAACUAGAUUCACUUUCAAACAGAUGUAAUUUACCUUAAAUAAUUGUAUCUCAAUCUCUAAAUUGAACUUUAAUCACAUACAGGAGGCUCUUGCAGGGCCUAGCAAGCUAUUAACAUAGCAGGGGAUAAGAAAAUCUUAAUUAAACAGAACUUGCAAUAAAGAAAGCCUAAAUAGGCCUCUCUUUACAGGAAGUGUUUAUGGAAGGCUGUGCAAGUCACAUGCAGGGAGGUGUGACUAGGGUUCAUAAACAAAGGGAUUUAACUCCUAAAUGGCAGAGAAUUGAGCAGUGAGGCUGCAGGGGCAUGAUCUAUACACCAAAACUGCUUCAUUAAGCUAAAGUUAUUCAGGUGACUAUAGUGUCCCUUUAAUGUAGAGAAAUGCAAAGUUAUGCACUUCGGGGUUAAGAAUGCACAAGCAAUUUACACCCUAAAUGGUAGUGAACUAGGGAUAACCACACACGAGAAGGAUUUGGGAAUUGUUAUAGACAACAAAUUAGGCAGCUAUAUGCAAUGUCAAUCUGCAGUUGCUAAGACCAGUAAGGUUUUGUCAUGUAUAAAUAGGGGCAUAAAUUCUCGGGAUGAAAAUAUAAUUUUGCCUCUUUAUAAAUCGCUGGUAAGACCACACCUUGAAUAUGCUGUGCAAUUUUGGGCUCCUGUUCUAAAGAAAGAUAUUCUGUCACUGGGAAAAGUCCAGAGACGAGCUACAAAAUUGAUAAAAGGAAUGGAGCAUUUUAAUUAUGAAGAAAGGUUAAAAAAAAUUAAAUCUGUUUAGUUUGAAAAACCGGCGCCUUAGAGGGGAUAUGAUAACUUUAUACAAAUAUAUUUGGGGCCAGUACAAACAUUUAUCUGGAAACCAAUUCAUAAACAGGGCUAUACAUGGGACACAAGGUCACACAUUUAGGCUGGAAGAAAGGAGAUUUCAUCUAAGGCAAAGAAAAGGUUUUUUUACAGUAAGAGCAAUAAGGAUAUGGAAAUCUCUGCCUGAAGAGGUGGUUUUGUCAGAGUCAUUACAGAUGUUUAAACUGCAAUUGGAUAAAUACUUGCAAAAACAUAACAUACAGGGAUAUUUCUAAUUAGUGGGGUAAUAGCUGCUUGAUCCAAGGAGACAUCUGACUGCUAUUUUGGGGUCAAGAAGGAAUUUUUUUCCUAGUUUGUGGCAAAAUUGGAAGCGCUUCAGACUAGGUUUUCUGCCCUCUUUUGGAUUAACAGCAAAAACAUAUGUGAGGAAGGCUGAACUUGAUGGACGCAAGUCUCUUUUCAGCUAUGUAACAAACUAUAUUUUCUAAAUGAAAUCAGCUUGUAUGUUUAAUUAGGAUAGAACUCUUGGUUUUGGUAGGACAUAUACAGUCCAUCAUAUUUCUUGUAAGAAAGCAUAAGUCAUUAUGGUUCUAUUUUUGGAUUUUUGAAGCAGUGAUUCUGCUGCUAAAUUGUAUUUAUUUAUUUUUUCAGUGUUCGUGCUUAAUGUGUGCUUUUUGCACACCCAUAUAGCUAUCAAAAUCAUAGCUAUUGGUUGUACCAUUCAUGUUGCCUUACUAUUUUAACACAUUUCUUGCCACGUGGGCACUCCCUGCACAGCAACGUCAUACACCUGAGGAAAUGCAGAAGAGUGCAUCAUACAUUUCUGUGUAGUUGCCCAAGCGGGUAUGAGCAUGCCCCUGGCUUGAUGAGACCGUAUAGUGGCCCACACUGUUGCAAAAGUAAAUGUUUUAAUUUCCUCCACUGCUUUAUUCAACCCAGUAAACGCUGCUAUAGCAUUUACUGUUGUUGUGGUACUUCUCUGGAAGUGACCGUUCUGCUUUCAGAUUCUAAUAAAUUGUCUCAUUGUGACUCAUUCCAGUUCUUCAGUCUGUCCAUUCGUUUGUGUUGGCAGGCUGUGUUUUCAGACUUUCAUUCAUUAGAGACAUAGCUGAUCUUAGGGGAAUUUGGGAAAUCUGGUGCCCAGUUUAAUCUUGCCACAGGAGUGUUAGGAAAGGAAGGCUAAUUUGCAUAGAAUGCCCUGUCUGUGCCUUUUCAGAAGACAGUUGAGGUAACCGUCUAGGUUCAAUAAUAUAGAUAUAUUUUAAAACUAACAGCUAUAUAUAUAAAAAAAUAAAAUAAAAUGGGACAAAGUAGUUUUGUUUAUGAGCUGGAUAUGAUUUAUGUUGUUAUAAUGUGACAGUUAUGCCUAAAAGUGGUGAAGGUUUUAUUUGACUAUAACAUUUCCAAUUGGAAUUCUAUAUGAAUCUUAGAUUGCUAUUCAGCUGCGACAGGAUCUGCUUGUUUUGUUCCUCACCGCUAACAAGCAGUGUUUAUUUAGGAAGACAUGGAUAUAUCCCUUUAAAUGUACAGUCUAUUAAUUGAAAAAUACAUGUUUUCUGCCAUUUGUUUUAAAUCAGUCCUUUACCCUGGACAAGGUCCUAAAACUGUGUCCCAAUAGUGUUCUGGGUAGGUACCUAGGGUGGGACCACACUGAGGGUAGAAAAACCUGUAUAUGGAAUCAUGUAACCCAACGCUCUAAUCCACUCACUGUGUGUUUUAUUUUGGUCUUUGCAGCCCAGGUGGGGAAAACGUCCCUAAUUAUGGCUCUUGUGGGUGAGGAGUUUCCUGAUGAGGUGAGUAUCUAUCUUGAUCUAUCAAUGUCCAACCAUCAUUUUAUUGGAAAAUAAUACAGAUAACAGUGCUGCCAAAUAACCUCAAUCAAAACAAAUAAAGAUGGGUGAUUGCAUGUGACAUGGAACCAUAUGUUAAGGGACACUCCCCUGCCCCAAUACUAAAUAAAUGAAAAUCACUGUUUAGUAGAUAUACCCCACAUGAAAACUUGCAUGCAUUUAAUUAUGCAUUUUUUCAUUAAAGGGACACUAUAGGCACCCAGACCACUUCAGCUCAUUGAAGUAGUCUGGGUGCUGUGACUCUUUUGCACUUAGUGCUGCAAUGCAAAACAUUGCAGUUCUAAGUCUGCCCUCAGUGACUGUCUACCAGACAGCCACUGGGGGGCGCUUGUGGAAUCCAAACUGACUUUUGUUCAGUUAUCUGAUGCUGGACGUCCUUACAGACCUCCAGCAUCAGAUUUUCCCCAUAGGAAAGCAUUGAAUAAUGCUUUCCUAUGGGGAGGUCUAAUGCGCGCGCAACCGCAGGAGCGUGACUCACCCAGUGCCAAGGGACAUUGGCGCUGGAUUCAAUAAAGUGGCUGAAGGGGGUUUUAACCCCUUCAGCCCCACGGGAGGGAUGUACCUAUUAAACCUAUAGUGCCAGGAAAACUGGUUUGUUUUCCUGGCACUAUAGGAUCCCUUUAACCCCUUAAGGACACAUGACAUGUGUGACAUGUCAUGAUUCCCUUUUAUUCCAGAAGUUUGGUCCUUAAGGGGUUAAAGUUAUAUCUAGAAAGAGCUUUCAAAAUCUACAGAUCUCUUGUCUGCUGCCCUUUGCAAGCCCUCCCCUUCUAACCCUGCCCAGACUUUAUGUGGCUGUCCAAACACAGACUUCCCAAUGCAGCUCAAUGAGAAGUCUUUGUAAGGCAGGUGUCUGGGCAAUUGCUGCCUCUUGAGUUUAGCUCAACUUAGCUAACCAAACCAGGAAGUAACAGGACCGGUUUUCUGCUUGAAAUGCCAUUGGAGCAGUAACCAGUUUUAUUUAGAAAAGUGUCAAUUCCUUUUGAAAUCUGCACUUUUUUCAAACUGAAAAAAAUAGGACUCACUCUUCACACAUAAAGUACUUUAGCAAACUAACUUAAAGGACCACUAUAGUGCCAGGAAAACAUACUCGUUUUCCUGGCACUAUAGUGCCCUGAAGGUGCCCCCAGCCUCAGGGACCCCCUCCCGCCCGGCUCUGGAAGGAGGAAAGGGGUAAAAACUUACCUUUUUCCAGCGCUGGGCGGGGAGCUCUCCGCCUCCGAUCCUCCUCCUCCCCGUCGGCGGAAUGCGCACGCACGGCAAGAGCUGCGCGCGCAUUCAGCUGGUCGCAUAGGAAAGCAUUAUCAAUGCUUUCCUAUGGACGCUGGAGUGCUCUCACUGUGAUUUUCACAGUGAGAAUCACGCAAGCGCCUCUAGCGGCUGUCAAUGAGACGGCCACUAGAGGAUUUGGGGGAAGGCUUAACCCAUUCAUAAAAGAAUGGGUUAACCCUAGAAGGACCAUUAAGCUGAAGUGGUCUGGGUGCCUAGAGUGGUCCUUUAAGUGUUUUAAGGGUCUGGAGUGUCCCUUUAAGGUCCGCUGUUAGCUUGCAUAGCUAAGCAGUAAUAAUGCCAAUUUUCUGUCUGUGUACACAUUAUGUGUGUUCCAAACAUGCAUUAGAAAGUUUCAUUAAGUUGAGAGCAGAUUAUUCUUCAGAAUAAUUCCAAGCUGUUAUGUUGGCUUUAAUUAGAAUGAAUAUAAUACAAAUGUGUGGUUUGGGUUUUGGAGCAAGAGAACUAUAUUUAGAGGCCUUCCUUUAGAAGAGACAAGCACAACCAAUCAGAUCCAUGCAAUAUUCUCUUAGACAUCAAAAUUUAAACUGCAAAUAUCAGCAGACACUACCAGUUCUAGGAUUCAAUGUCUAAACAAGUGUCGAUUUCAAUACAAUUUAGCAUUUUUAUGAAUUUGUCUGGAGUAUUUUGUCAGAAAUCUUUUUUUUCUUUUUAAUGUUUUUGACUUAAAGCCCCAGAUAGCUUAGUCUAAACUACCGUUAUUGAAAUGGAUCCAGUAUUGGAAUAUAUUGCUGUAUUUUACUUUAGAAAAUAAAACCAUUCAUAUCUGUCAAACUACACUGUUCUUUAUUUGAUAUGUAUAGUUUAAUUUCAAUAAUUAUGGCUCAUGCUCUGUACAUAUGUGUGUUAAAGGUCCCGGCAAGAGCAGAAGAGAUCACCAUACCAGCAGACGUUACCCCGGAACGCGUGCCCACCCACAUUGUAGAUUUCUCAGGUAUGUUCCACACAAUGUAAUGUACGACAUUCUCUGUCCCAUAAACCACGAUUGUUUAUAUAUACCCUGUCUAUGGAGAGGAGGUACAGCGUACACGUGUUAUACUGAUACAAAGUACAAUUUCAUAGAGUUAUUCACUAAUGCAUGAACUGUCCGCAGAUGAAAGGGAAUUCUAAAUUUGAAUCCACUUUUUUUUUCUUCUUUUUUUUAUAUAAACAGCCUUGAAAUUCACUUUAUUUACAUAAUUAGUGAAUAAUCUUGACUGUGUUUAAGCCCAGAUAUUUUUUUUUAAUUCAUUUUUUUUCUUUGACUGCCCUUCCCAUAGUAAAAAGAAUACACGUCAUCCUUUUUUUUUUUUUUCUUCUUCCAAACUCCAUGCUAGGUAGUGGGCACUGUUAUUUAUCAUUUUCACUGGCUGGAGUGAGACUGGCGAGGCUCUGUAGUUUGAAUCCUUGUAGCUCAGUGCAGAUAAAGCUCUCACUGUUUGACUGAAACCAAAUACUACAGAGAUGGGAGGAAUUCAGCCUAGAUCUGAACUCAAAAAGGCUAAACUUGUGCUGUUAUCACCUUAAAAAAAAAAUCUCCCCUACAAAGCAACCUUCUGCAUGCAACUAACUGUGCUACAUGAUGCCUGGUCAUCACUGAAACUUAUGUAAUUUUCCAAAUCAACACUGUGCCCUGCCAGGUAGCUUUAGUAUUGAACUGACAAAGGUAUUUAUUUACUUUUCUUACGAUCUUGUGUUUAAUAACAUUUUAAAACAUUGGUGGCUUGUCAAACAGGAAAGUUAUAGCUCCCGAAUUAUCCCCCAGAAGGCCAUUUAUUUUUAUAUUUACGUUUUCUAACUGUAUACUUUGACCCAUCAUGACAAUUUACAAACACAGUUUCCAUGACAACUAUAUUUUCGCACACUACAAACUACUUGUCUCUUAAUGGAAAUGAGAAUGUAGGCCAAGACGAUUUGUCUCCAAUAGCUGCUUUGACAUAUCGGAUAAUUUAUGCGAGCAUAUGAAAGUAAAAAGUGCAAUAAAAAGCUUUUUCUUAACAGAUUUAUGCUUUGAUAAAUAUUACGUUAUCUAUUGCUUGUGAAGCAGCAGUUAUGUUUUUUAUUUUGUUUGUUUUCGGUUUUCUUUUGGGGUCUAUGAAGUCUAAUGAAGCUCAGAUUUAAAGUUCAUCGUUUUAAUCACCUUAACUCCAGGGCACAGGCUCUAGUUGUGAUAAAAAAAUAUAUAAUGCCGCUGUGUUAUGAUUUAAUGUUGUAGUGCAUCUAAUGCGUUGGUUUUUUUGUAUGAAAAGGUAUCUGUACGUGGGUUAAAUUUAAAUAUAUAUUGACAUAAACUGAAACAAUGCACCACUCAAAGUUGGAACUACUUAAAACUUUUAUUCAAAUAGUUAAAACAUUUUUAUAGACUCCUUUAUCACCUAAAGACAGAUUAUUGCAGCUUUGAGAUCGCUUUAGAUGUCCGUUUAAAUUUAUCUAAAAAUGUAUUGUUGUAUACUUUGGUUUUGAGAACAAGGUUCUCUUUUUCUUGGAAUCUGGCAUUUAGUGCAGGAGACCUGAGGAAAAAAUCUGUUGGUACAGACCGCAAUGAGGUGACCAGUAAUGAGCUUUUUUCCUCUUUUUCUCAGAGGUGGAACAGACGGAGGAUGAACUGCGAGAAGAAAUAGCUAAGGUGAGUUUGUGGCCGGCCAGAUAGAUGGAAACAUUGCUAUAUUUCACCAAAUACAGUGUGUUACUUGUCUAACUCUUCCUUGUAUCUCCAAAGGCAAAUGUUGUCUGCAUCGUGUAUGAUGUGUCUGAAUUAAAUACCAUCGAAAAGGUAAUAAGUCUGUUUUUAAACACGUGAACAAACUGUUUGUUUGUGUUUUCAUAAAUGAGUCAAGUUGUGAUGUCUCUAAUAGCAUAGUCUGAGCAUAUUUCCUAUAUUUCUCUUGAUUUUAAAUGUUUGCUCAAUCUUAGAACAAAAUUUUAAAAAUGCAUCUGCAAUUUCACAUUAAACGUUUGUUCUGUAAAUAACAAGUAAAAUAAAGCAGGGUGUACAGACGAAAUAUCAGGUUGUUUUCCCUCUGGUUAGCCCCCACUCAGGUCUCCAACAAGUUAAGCUAAUUUGUAACAAUACAGACAUGCAGUCCAGCUCUGUAACACCAGGAGGAUCCCCCAGGACGUUCUGCUAUCAUGGGCCCUCAUUGUUGAGGUGUAGCCAAUAGCCCUCUAGACACAACGAGUGAAGGGACCAGAGACCUUCACCUCUCCUCUGUCUCUUACAGGCUGGAUCUAGGAGAGUCUGUCUGGAUCUUCUGUUGAUAGAAACAUUGUUUGUUUUGAACCUUGACCUGCCGUGUAUGUGGAAACACUCCCUUCUAUUCUGUCUGCUAUUCACCAACUAUUUUGACUAAAACCCGUAUCUGUGUUCCAUCUCUGAUAGGGGAACAUGGUGACUGACAGGGUUAGAAAUGGCAAACUGAACUACCAACAAUACAAAAAGGAAAAUUUCUGAAGAUACUGCUCUAUUUAUACCACUUUAAUAUCUCAGAAAUAAAAUUUGUAGAUUUCUUUAUUUCUAUAACUGCUGAUUUAUUACUUAGAAUCAUAUGUUUUGUUUUUUACCCACUUACUAUGUUCAGUGGCAGAAAAAGGACAACAUUAAUAAUUAUGUAGAUACCAAGUUCCAGGAGAGAAGUGUGGAUUUAAACAUUGAAUUAUAUUUUUCACAGCUCACAAAUUAUAGAUUUGCUGAAUAUAGGUGAUGGGUAGGAAUAAUAUUAAAAAAGUGACAUUUCCCCUUUUAAUUAUCUUCCCACGUAUGACGUCUGUUAUCUCUUCUUCUCCUCAUCCUCCAUUCAUUAACAUAAUCUACAAACCGCUAUAUUGCCUUUAUUGGGACUUUUCUGGAAUAACCGUUCCCUGUUCCUCAGUCUUGGUAAACGCUGUUGCAGUGUUUACUGGAUUGAAUAACGCAGUUGGGGUAAGUUAACAAUACCUAAACUUACCUACACUGCUCUUCCCCAGGUCUGUUAAUGAGUGAUCAGGGAUCUAUAGAGGAAUUCCAUACAGGCUCACGCUAAUUUGUUCAUAAAGGACAGCUGUUACCUCUUUUUUUUUUAUUUUACAUAUAGCUCGUUUAGAAAAUCUAUUUCCUUUAAGAACUUGCUGAAAGGAUUAUAAUAUUAAAAAAACAUUUUGAAGUGACAGUUGUUCUUUAAGUGAACAGGAACGUGUUAUUAAUAUGUUGAUUGCAUGGUUCUGUUUUAGAUAAUUUUAUACACUGCUCCAGGAGUGUGUGCAUUUUACACGUCUUUUGGAAUAUUACUAGUAUCUGACUAUAAUUAUCUGUUGGAUUGUUUUCAUUGUUGAAUUUAAAAAGGCAUUCAUUUUAUUCUUUAUUUCAGAUCUCAUCUAAGUGGAUUCCGCUUGUGAACGGCAAUGCAGAGAGGAAUUUUAGGUAAAGAGUUCUGGAUGAUGCCUGUCUUUGACAGCUGCAUGAAUAAAUCGAUAGGGGACUGCUGCACCCACCUUCUGUCUAAUGCAGCUACUAUCUCACACAGGCUACCUAUUAUCCUCGUGGGGAAUAAAUCCGACCUGCAGUGCGGCAGCUCCAUGGAAGCCAUCUUGCCCAUUAUGAACCAGUUCUCUGAGAUUGAAACCUGUGUUGAAGUAAGAAUCAGAAUUCAGAUGACCGUAUCUUGAAAUAUACAGGACAGUGUGUAUAAAGGUCAAUUCUGAUAUUACGCUCUGAAAGCGGAAACCAAUAUAUAUUAUUUCUACUGAUAUCUCCACUUUUCGAACUUUGCCCCAAAACUAACUUUGAUGGAUAUGAUACAUGAAGUACUAUGAUCCUGAGGCCCAUUUAAAAUUCACUGCAGCAAAUGUCAAGCGCUGUACUGAGUGAUCCUUUCACAGAGAUGACCGUUACUGUCACCAGCUGUUCAAAACAAAAUCUAUUCACUGCCAGUCUGCUAUAGACUACCUUCAUAUUACUAUUUGUUAGGCGCUGAGUUGUCUCAAGUAUAUUAACCACCCGUGUCCUGUCUAGCUAAAGUCUGUUAUCCAUGUCUAUUCUCCUUUGUCAUCAUUAUUAUUCUUAUAAAGAAUACGAUAACUAAAAUAGAUCCGAUUUUACUUUAGUUAUGCUUGAACACAAUUUUAUUUACUUUUUUUUUUUUUCCUUUCCCCAGUGUUCAGCUAAAAACCUCAAGAAUAUCUCUGAGGUCUUCUACUAUGCUCAGAAGGCUGUCCUGCAUCCCACUGCUCCUCUCUAUGACCCAGAGGAGAAGCAGGUAAGUGAAGUGGAAUGUGCCUCACUUGCUGAGGGUUGCAUCACUGACUUUGUGUGUCACCCUUGGAUUUUGGUGCAUGCGCAAAGGUAUGAAGCAGGAUUCUAUAGAAAAUCUAGAGAGACGUCCGCAGAAUUUUCGUGUGUGCAUUCACGCUAAACACCCGUCGGUUGAUAUUACCCAUAGACUGACGUUUAGCGUCAAUUAUUGUCAGCUAGGCUACAUGGGUGGCUUGGCUGCAAAUUUAUUAAAUGAGUCACCAAAGAUUCGCAAAAUGUAAAUAUAACUUUUUAAUGAAAGCUACAAAAAUCUACCUCGUGACAGACUGCAGAAAAUAAGAGUUGAGGAGAAUUGAGUGAAGCUCAGACCACGUGAAUUUAAAGGACUUUCCAUACAUUUAUUAUUAUUAUUAUUAUUAUGAUAUUUAUAUAGCGCCAUCAAAUUCCGCAGCGCUUUACAAUGGGUGGACGAACAGGCAUGUAGUUGUAACCAGACAAGUUGGACACAGAGCAACAGAGGUGUUGAAGGCCCUGCUUAAUGAGCUUACAUGCUAGAGGGAGUUGGGUAAAAUGACACAAAAAGGUAAGGAUAGUAUUAGACUAGUGACAGUUGCAGAAGAGGAAUCAGUCAGGAGAUAUUAACAGUUAAUUGAUACGCUUUUAUGAAGAAGUGGGUUUUUAACGAUUUUUUGAAGGAGUGGAGACUGGGUGAGCAUCUAACGGAGGAGGGAAGCAAGUUCCACAGGAACGGUGCAGCCCUCGAGAAAUCUUGAAGGCGACCAUCAGAGGUGGGAGUACGGACAGAAGAUAGACGUAAGUCUUCAGCAGAUCGUAAGGGCCUAGACGGGACAUACUUGUGUAUAAGGGAGAAUAGAUAGGUGGGAGCAGCAUUAUGUAGAGAUUUGAAAGCAAGAACCAGAAUUUUAAAUUGAGCUCUAUAUUUUAUAGGAAGCCAAUGUAGGGACUGACAGAAGGGUGAGGCAUGGGAGGUGCGGGCGGACAGGAAGAUGAGCCUCGCUGCUGCAUUCAUUAUGGACUGUAACGGCGCAAGUUGGGAACAUGUAAGACCACUGAGAAGCGGAUUACAGUAGUCAAGGCGAGAAAGGACAGUGGAAUGGACCAGCACCUUAGUCGCAUCAGGCGUUAAGUAGGGGCGGAUACGCGCAAUGUUUUUGAGAUAGAAAUGGCAGGAUUUGGCGAUAGACUGAACAUGAGGCUUGAAGGAGAGGUCGAAGUCAAAGAGAACACCUAGACAGCGAGCCUGCGUGGUGUUGCUGAUGGUAGCACCGUUGACUUGGAGGGAGACAGACACAGGAGUAAUAACACUUGAGUGAGGAAAGACCAGAAUUUCAGUUUUGGUUUAGUUUAAGGAAGUGGGCAGCCAUCCAGUUAGAAAUAGCAGAGAGGGAGUCAGAGACACUAGUCAAGAGGGACUGGGAGAGAUCAGGAGAGGACAGGUAGAUUUGCGUGUCAUCUGCAUAGAAAUGAUAUUGGAAGCCAAAGGAGCUAAUGAGUUUACCAAGGGAGGCAGUAUAGAUGGAGAACAGUAGGGGACCAAGGACUGAACCUUGGGGGACACCAACAGAGAGGAGUUGGGGAGAAGAAGCAGAGCCAGAGAAAGAAACUCUGAAAGAGCGCUGGGAGAGGUAGGAGGAGCACAGGAGAGCGCAAAUAUCCAGGAGAGAGCAAUAUCUUGUAGACCGAUAUUGCAGAGGAUGAGAAGAAGCUGUUGAUACAUAGCACAGUACUGUCUGGGUAAAUAUGGUCUCUAACUGAGAACACAAUUCUCUCCAUAAAUAUAAACUGCAGAAAGGAUUGUAAUUUUCUAAGGAGACAAAAAUCUAGUUACCAUGGACCUGUCACACUCAAAAGGUUUUAUUAAGUCUUUGUGCGUCCUUUGUAUCUGCGAUAUUUGUCCGAGGGUUAUUUUCCCAAAAGUAACUGUGCGUUGUCUAGCAAAAUGUACAGCUACAAUUUUGUUUUUAGUGAUCGGUUAUUUUGUUCUGUGGUUGGUAAACCUUAACAGAUCUUCUAUAAUGGGGUAUAUUCACCCAUCCAGGAAUUGUGAGGAAUUGACCCGUUAGGCCAAAAUAGCUAGAAUGGACAAAUCCUUAAACAUUUACACUUUUUUUUUUUUUAUCUGUUCUCCAUACUUCCUGAUUUAGGAAAUAACCCUCGGACAUGAUAUGCAUAGAUCUAGCAUAGGAGGCCUGCGGAGAGAGGGAGAAAGCAGGCGUUCUGUACAUGGUGCAGGUUACUCAGCGAUGUUAACAUGUCUCGAUCCUGUCAAUGUGUGUUUUUUAUUACAUGGGUUUUUGUUUUUUUACAGCUCAGGCCGCGUUGCAGGAAGGCACUGACUCGAAUCUUCACCAUCUCUGAUCAGGAUAAUAAUCAGAUAUUAAGUGACGCCGAACUCAACUACUUCCAGGUAUGCGUGGGGGGCUGCUCGACCUCUAUAUAUUCCUGUUUCAGAUGUUUAUUUGUAUUUCAUCACACCCUUUUAUUCUUGCGGUGUAUACUUCGUAGAUUUAAUGGACACUAGAAGUCUAUUUAUGCUUUCUCUGUGGCUGACCCUCUGUCACGUGUCUUUUUUUUGGUAUGAUUUCUGCAUUCUCUCUUUCCUAUCUGUCUGCCCCUUUGCCAGUUCUCUCCUUACUCUGUGUCUGAUUUCCUGUGUCUCUCUGACCUCUUAACUAUCUUUUGGGAGGCAGCAAUCCUGUUUUGGAAACCCAUUGGCACCCCAGGCCCUUGAAGACGUUAAGAUGGUUGUUAGGAAGAACACAGCAGAUGGCGUGAGGGAGAAUGGGCUGACACUAAAUGGUACGGAAUGUGGUUGUGCUUGGGUGUCUAUAAUGGAGAAGAAUUGUAGAACAAACAAUAGUGGCACGUCACUCUUGAUAUUAUGUAUCUUCAUUAGAUCACACACCAUUCUUGAUGUAAUUCCAUGUCAUCUACAAGAAGUCUGGAUGACUCUGUUUUGGUUUUCAGUUUAAUUUGAAUCUAACAUAAUAUGGAUUAUCAAAAGGGAACUGUCUCUUUCCAGGAUUUUUAAUAUUAUAUUUCCUUAUCAAUUAGGUUUUUGUGAGGUAAAAAAUAAAAUUAAACAUAGAGAUACAUACCUAUUUAUUCUUCAAUGGGCACCUUCUUCUUAGCUCCCUGUCAAUCAUUGCUAUAAUCUGCUGUUGGCACCUGGCAGUCACUAUAGAGAGAGCAUUCAGAGAACAGGGGAAAUGAAACCAUGUUUUUAGCUAUUUUGUUGUAUAUGAAAUAUUGUAUAUUCAUUGAUUUAUUCAAUGGUGUAAAUCCAGAGACGUGGCAGUUCCCAUUUAACAAGCACCCUUACAAUCUGAACUUUAAACUAUUGCCAGUGAUGCACAAUAUCCAUUUUAGUGACCAUUGCCAGCUCUGCUUUACGAGUUACUAGUUCUAAAUAGAGGAGAAUUCUCCUGCCAGAAACUGUUGCAAAAACCAUAUUUAUUUAAGUGAAUUUGAUUUGUACGGUGGUGGUGACAUUCAGUCCGUGUAACACUUCUGCUUUCAUUGGACCCACGUAGGUUUCCUCUUCCUCAAUACGCUGUUUAUCCAGCGUGGACGACACGAGACCACCUGGACAAUCCUCCGACGAUUUGGAUAUGAUGAUGCUUUAGAGCUGACAGAUGAUUACUUGUACCCUCCGUAAGUCUCUGGUAAUGGUGCUGAAAUUCUGGGCAUCUUUAAAGCAGAGAAUUAAACAUUAAAAAGCAGUCACAAUACACUAUUUACACUGGUUUUUAAAUGUAUUUGGGGGUGGGGAUUAAACAUUUGUGUAUAUGAGUAGAUUUUGUAAUGAAAAAUAAAAUAAAAUGAACACAUCAGCGUGGGAGGAGACAACAAAAAACGGUAACGCUAUAUUAAAAUGUCACUGUUUUACUGUCUCUGAUAUAAACACCGUCAAUUGAAUUCUUCUGGAUAUUUUCUCUCGUAUUGCUACGGGCUGUAGACAUUUGGAGGACCCUCUGAGUUAUAGUGAAUUGAAAUCCCAAUGGCAAAAUUCCUGAUCAAUAUCAAAGCUGUGACUUUAGCUGAAUGUGAGAAUAUUUCCAAAUCGGUUAUUUAUGUCUUGAUUAUAAAAUUCGCAUUUCAUAUCAUUACAGUCUGGUGUCUAGUGAAUAAACUCCUGGUGUUCACUCAGGAAGCUGGGAAUUCUGUAGAAUUGACAUGGGAAUAAUAUUUUCUAGGCCAAUUUAGAGGACUUAAACAUUGUCAGUUAUGAUUCCAGAUGUUGGCUGCUUUUGGCUUAAAUUUUUCACUUCUCUGCAAUUCCUGGUUUAGUGAAUAAACCGCAUUCAUUUUUGUGUCUCCGCUGUUAGAAGACCCGGAUCAUCCAUCCUUUUCUAUUCAUUGUUCUUGUUGUAUUAUGAAACACUGCUUUCUGGAGUUUCUUACUUACAUAGUGAGUCUGCAGCCAAACUGCAAAUUGUAAGCUAUAAAAGCAGACUUAGAAAAACAAAUCUCCAGAUACUAUUUUUCAACUCCGUUACUUUUUGCCUAAAUUUUGCAAUUUUAAAGGCAUCAGUUCAUCCUAAUUUACUAUGCAAUGAGUAUACCUCUUGAUAUGGGAAUCGACAUACGGAACAAGGUUCUCUUCUGUCUGAACCAAAAUUCUUCCUGGUUAGAAACAAAUGACUAUGUUUUGGAAAUGACUAGAACCGCUUGAUUGAUUCUGCUUUCUAUUCAAUAAAUAUAUAUUUUUUUUUUUUUACAUUUUUGUCCAUCAUUCGGUGAUUAUGGAAAAAUUGCAACACAGUGAGCUGUUGUGUAUAAAACCACGGCUGUUCACAUACCCCAUACUGGCAGGUCGAGCUCUUUAAAGCCAUCGCCAUCGCAACCACUAUUUGUAGAAUGAAACUUUAAUCAGCUGCAGCUGUUACACUGUCACAGCACGCUUAUAUUCAUAGAGGAUAGAUUGGUUACUGCCUUCACUCUUCUGUUUCAGGACCAAUGUUUUUGUCCAUUCUGAGUUACAGAAGAGUCGGUACAGGGUUAUACCACGCACGUAGUCUAGCUGGCAACAUCCUCCAACUCGCCUGCAUUGCCAUAUUCCAGGCCUUUCCAGACUAAAAUGUGCAAUUUAAUUUUUAUUCCUUAGUAAUUCCCAGUUUAGCAAAUAACUCCCUCAUUGCUUUGGUAAAACGUGGCAAAGGGCGUCAUGUGGUUGGAUGUUAAAAAGUAGGUCAACAUCUCACAUGACAGCUUCUAGGUGUCUACCAGGGUUGUAAGAGUUCAAAUAAAAAAUGAUUUCCUUCUCCUUGUGAUUAUGGAAUAUUCACUUAUUGUUGGAGAUUGUAUUGUACAAUACCCAGGGGACACCGGUUGCGCCACACUGUGUAGUUGCGUAAAAGUACCCUCUUCUUCUUCUCUUAUUAUCGUGCCAUUUUACCUCCUCCAUCCCAUUGUCUGUCUGACUCCAUGUACCCUCCUUCCCCUGCAGGCUGCGUGUCCCUCAUGACUCAUCUACUGAAUUGAACCACUUUGGCUACCAGUUCCUGCAGAAGGUGUUUGAGAAGCACGACUUGGUAAGUCUGACCAAGAGCAUGACACACUGUUUAGGAAAACCUCAAGGUACGCAAUAUUUCCUGUUCAAAUAUGUAAACUGUUAUUCCAUAAAAUUCACUAUUUGUGACAAUAGGACAUAAUAUAAAUGUGGGUGUGAUCAGAAUAGUUCUUUCUUCUGAUUUGUUUUUAUAUUUAGAAUCUGUUUAUUCAGUUACAUUGCUGAUUGUGAAAUCGUAAAGGAUUUAAGUGUUUCUCACAGCGAGAGGCUCCUGGAUGGAUUGAGAUUCUGGGAAACGUGGGAUGUUCAAUGACCCUUAUCCUAGGAGGCAUACAGAUAUUGGUGUAUGGUACCUGGGCAAUGCUCCUAAAAUAAUGCAAUAUGUUGUCCGUGCCGCAUGCUAAACAGGUGGAUGUUAUUUCCUCUCUUUAGGAUGGUGAUGGCGCACUCAGUCCAGCAGAGUUGCAGAGUUUUUUCAGCGUCUUCCCGUAUACGCCGUUUGGUCCGAAGUCCAGCACUGUGUGUAUGGCAAAGAAUGGCUUCCUGCCCUUCCAUGGCUACCUCUGCCAGUGGACGUAAGCUCUGUGACCCUUUUCUCAUUCAAUCCAUGGCUUUUCUGAUAACUAACUAUAUCUGGAAGCCACAACGACACUAAUUCUACAUUCUGUAAUUUCACCUGGCGUCGUGAUAUUACUUGUAGCAAAUCGUGUUUGUUUUUUUUGUUUGUUUGUUUUUUAACUGAUUUAAAUCUGUACACUUUAACUGGUGCCAGUUGUCCCAGUGGAUGGGUGUUCACUCUUUCCAUAUCUCUGUGUCCAUGGCAGGAUGGUGGCAUAUUUAGAGGUACAUCGAUGCUUGGAAUAUCUUGGUUACUUGGGAUACCCCAUCCUUUGCGAUCAAGAGAGCCAAACACAAGCAAUUACAGGUAUGUAGCAUUCCCAUGUUACUGUCCAUUUCACACCUUUUCAGCAACUCGUGUAAUUAUUUCCCAUUUUUUAGCAUAGCCCUUUAAAGGUGCAAAAUAUUGGCUGCAUACAUAUUCAUCUUCGUUUCAAUGAUAUGUGUAAAUAAAUCCGGUGCAACUCUUUGCCUUCAGAAAUCACAUUACACCUGUGUGCAUGUAUAGCGUAACAUGGUCUCAGUGCAAAUACUUGGAAUGCCCCAGAGGUUAACAUAUCUAAAAAGCAUUGUGAAAGCCGUCUGAGUGGUGACAUAUGGCGUAGGGAGCAUCAUGUUUUAGGAUUUAGGGACAGGUGGAUGGACCUCAGUAUUGCACAGUUCUAGACUAAAAGACUGGGGCAGAGGAUUACCUGUCAGCAAAUAAUCACUCUGAGUACGCUCUGGAACAAUUUAAAUCCAGGAAUCGGAAUGUCUUGGAAUGACUGACUGAGAAUCUGUACAAAGAAUUGAAAUUUGGUUUUCCUCGUUGGUCCUUGUCCAUCCUGACGGUGGGAUCCAGGUGUGCAAAGCCGAUAGAGACUAGCAAUGAAAAUACUCACAGCUGCAAUUUCAGUCAGGGAUGAUAGUAUUUACUCAAGGUAAAUGCUUAAGCAACCGCAGAUGUCUGUGUUGUUUGUGUGCAUGCGAGGUUACUAAACAGAACAAAGUCUGUGCAGUUCUGCAUACUGGAGUCUACAUCGCAAGGUUAAAUAGGUCCUAACUUGUUGACUGCAUUGCACAGAUACAUCAAGGAGAUAGUUAUGUUCAUGAAGAAGCCACCCCAUGCCUGGUGCCCAUUGAAAUGAUGCAUUUUAUUUAAUUUGCUAUCUGUGUCUUUAGUGACUGUGUUUAUAAAAAGAAGAGACAUUAUACAUGAAAACAAAGGAAAACAGGAGGGAAAUUCAUUAAAGUGUUCUAAAAGUGGGCUUGUCACCAUGGAAACCAGUGGCUCCAGCAGGAACAUUUGAUUGGUUCCCAUGGUGAUUGCUGCACAUGUAAAACUUUGCCUCACUCUUCUGUUAGCAACACAUUUAUUUAACUCUUGCUUUGUGGCGGUUUAUCAGGUACACAAAUCACUCCAACUCCUGUCUGUCUGUCUCCUCCAUCAGUAAAUUCUGUCUCCCACAGUCACCCGAGAGAAGAGGAUAGAUCUGGAAAAAGGACAAACACAGAGAAAUGUUUUUCUUUGUAAAGUCAUCGGCCCCCGGGGAACUGGUAAAUCAGCCUUCCUGCAAGCCUUCUUGGGGCAGACGUUAGAGGUAAGCAAGCAAAAUUAAAACUGAAUCUACCUUUUCUAUGAAUCCGAUCUCUGGUUCACAACACCUAGAGUGGGGUCAGGCUACAGUAAUCCUCCAUUAUAAUGCGCUGGUACAACUUGUGUAAGCCUAACAAUGCACAUAUUUUCUAAAUAUUGAAACUGGCCUGAGCUGGUUAGGAGCAGGGUAACCGGUACAUCCACAGGGACAGAUUUAACAAAGCGAAUACACAGAAAUAAUGCACUCAAACUCCCACUACUCUUGGGCAGCAGCAAUGGCUAUAGUAUUCAUAAAACCUAAAAACCUUACCUGCACCUUCUCUCCACUAUGUUCCUCGGAGUGGGGCUAAAGGAUGUACAAGGAUGUAGAAUAGUGCGCAAGUAACUUUUCUUUAGUUUGGUGUUAUAAGAGCGAAUAACCUUUGUAUUUUGGGGGAAUUUUUUUUUUCUGGCAUAAAUGAUCAAUUCUGACAACCUUUUCGAAUAUGUAUUACUUCUGAGACUUUUCUGUCAUCUUCUUUUCUUUGCUUGCUUUUUGUGUUAGCACUUUCUUUUAUUAAUUUUUAUAAUUAAAAAAAGAAAAAAUGUAACCGGAGAAGAAUUCUGUUUUUUUCCACUGGUCUUCUUUUACAGCUCUUUAAUGUUGUAGAAAGCGACACAGAAUAUAUGCAUUGGAUUAUUUGUGUAUUUUUAAGAAAUGACACAUUUCAGACUGUUUUUAAAAUACCGCUCCAAAUUGGUGCAGAUUUUCGAACUUUCUCCAUAGAAUUCUAUAUUGAACAGUUUGAGAUUGUGUCUGUAGUGGCCACCAUUCCCACAGUCUAGAUUACAGGGGUAAGCAACCUUCAGCACUCUGGGUGUUGUGGACUACUUCUACAAUAAUGCUGUUACUGCCAUAAUGCUGGCAAAUUAUCGGGGGAGUUCUAGUCCAUCAUAUCUGAAGUGCCAAAGGUUGCCAAGACCUGGUCUAGAUGAUAGAACUCAUUCUUCGGGCUGAUCUCGGGUUGUCUUUGUUGUCUUACUCUGAUCUCUUUUCUAUUCCUUCAACACCCAUAACCACCAUUCUUCUUUUAUCUAUUUUCCUUUUUACAUUCGCACAAAUUCUUCCUUUUCUAGGAACAGCGGAACGAAAGGGAGCCUUCAUUCUACUCUGUAAACACAGUGCUAGUUGGGGGACAAGAAAAAUACCUUAUUGUGAGUACUAACAUAGAGGAAGUGGUCAUAGUAGGCAGGAUUCACCAUUGUUGUUUGUGUGUGUGUGUGUGUAUAUAUAUAUAUACAGAUACUAUUUUACCAUUCACACUUUACAGUUACUAUAGCCUGUCUAUCCAUUUCGCUUUUUCUGUAACUUGACUGUUAUUGGCUUAUAUCACACAUAAUGGAGUUUAUUCACUAAAUUCUCAAAUGUAGUGAGUUGAAAAACAUAUUGCAAAACAGUGGAUUUAAAAAAAAUAAAUAAAUUCUGAUCGGCACUGCUUUGGUAUUUUAGGCCCCCAAAAAUUCAAUUUGGAUCUCAGUUCACUGCAGUUUGUUUUCGUGAAUAAACCUCGGGGAGAGAACUGUCAUAAAAUCAGAAGAAAAGCUUACAAUCUGGAAGCUGGUUUACAGUGAUUUUUGCCUUAGAUUCCCUUCAGGAAGAUAAACCAUAAUGUAAAAUAAUUCCUAGAUUUGUUAGUGAUAACUUGGAAUUCUGACACUCCUUAAUGCACCCAUCCUAUGUCCACUUUACUUUAGUUAUAUAGUUAAAGGAAUAGCCUCAGCUUAUAUACCACAAUACAUUUUUGCUCCAUGAUGUCUGCAUGAAACAUACAUCACUGUUAUUUUGUAUUGUUACAUUAUAGGAGUUCAUGUCUUAUCGAAGAGACUGUUCUUGCUUCAUUCUGAAAGGAAUUACAAUUUGAAAAAAAAACACAUCAAUUGUUACUGUGUAAUAGUGUUUUGUUCAAGUCUAUAUUGCUUAAUUGUGUCAGGCCACGAAGGAUCCGUAUAAGGUAUGUUACUGUACCUGCUAGAUAGAUUUAUAUUUUAUUGCCAGAGGAGGGCUGGGAGACAAAAUGUAACAAUUUCACAGAUUGCCUUUGAAAUGGCAUUUCUAACGCUGUUCUACUGACCAUGGGACCUGGUCCUCAUUGUGCUACAUUGUAUUGGGUAUUCUGGGUCAAAGUUCUGAUUAAUCAGCAGCAGCUUUCUGUGGGUUUCCUUAUAACGUGACACCCGGAGGGAAUUUAAUCUGUCUUUCUCUGUCUCCCAGCUCUGUGAGGUAGAUGUGGACACAGAGUUUCUGAAGACGUCAGCUGCUGCAUGUGAUGUCGCCUGUCUAAUGUAUGAUGUCAGCGACCCAAAAUCCUUCAAUUACUGUGCCAGUAUAUACAAGGUGAGACGAGGCAUGUCUUGUUGUUAGAUUUCUUUAACGGCCGUCCAUUCACACGGAAUUCUAGAGAUUCAGCAAUAUAUUGUGACCCAAUUCCUGUGCCCGAGUGUUUCUUGUGUCCGGUCUUAAAGCAUUUUCUUUUUAAUCUUGACUUCUGUGUGUCCCCUUUACAGCAACAUUAUAUGGAGAGUCAGACGCCCUGCCUGUUUGUGGGGUGUAAAUGGGACCUUGGGGAGGUUAAACAGCAGCACGGAAUCUCGCCAGCAGAAUUCUGCCACAAGCAUCGCUUGCCCCCGCCUUAUCACUUCUCCUGCCAAGGGAGCCUCGACAAAGCUAUCUACAACAAGCUCGCCACAGCUGCUGCCUUCCCGUACGUAUUGGGUGAUUUAAGGGAAAACUACCAUUAUAAAGGGUUGGAGCGUACCGUGGAGAGGAGCCCCACAGACAAUAUAUUUAGUGAUAAUAGUUGGCGAAUUCAAGAUUAGAGAUUAUUGUGAAGGAAGAAAUAAAGGCAAAAACAUGUGAAGGAGACCAUUCAGCACACCUCUGCUGUAAUUACCCAUUCGGCUUUACAGCCUCAUGCCUUUAAUGUUCUGAAGCAAACUUCCUCUGAAUCAAAUUAUACAUUUCCUAUGCAGCGAUGAAGCUUUCUCUUCUGUGAUGCUGAUACUCUGUAAUUUUGCAUUGUGGCAUUUUGUAAUCGCCUCUUGUGCUGAAAAUGGAAACCUAAACGCUGGUUUCCAAUCCACUUUCUGGAACAAGUAAAUGAAUGUCACGGUUGGAGAGUGUGAAUGAGUCAUGUUUUGGAUGUUGUAGUGUUAGCAAUAUUCUGAGACCAACGGUAUAUCCAUUAGAAUUCAUCUGGUAUGGCCACUCUGACAGUAUUCAGUAACAGACUCUGUACAGUGUAGCCAAUCCUUAUCCAAGAAUCCUUUUACAGUGAUGUUCUCGUUUUUGUGUCAUUUCAGCCACCUUCAUGACACUGAGCUCAGCACAGCUUCUUUCUGGCUAAGGGUGGCUCUGGGGGCCACAGUUGCGGCCGUCGUGGGAUUUACACUCUACAAAGCACUUCUACGGAGCAAGUAACUAGCAGUGGUCCCUCUAAACUGCUAAAAUCAGCCGACCGGCUCAACGGCCUCCAGUGUUAAUCACUGUGACAAACGGAACCAAGUGCAUUUUAUAUCUGUAUCUCUGUUUGUCUACAACUGCCUGCAUUUCAGGCACUGGGUUACUCAUGAAAUUAACAUAUACCAUUUUUACUCUCUUCCUAAAUGCCUAAGAAGCCUCUUAGUCCCACUUCAUUGGUAGGAAAAGAUGAUUUGGCAGGUGCAAUUUGUUUCCCCCAUUUGCUUUUUAACCGUGUCUUUUGUCUUAACUCGUGUAUUCAUCAGUCUUUUAAAUGGCACAAUCCCACACAGACCAAAGUGAAAAGGAAGCAUUGGUCUUCCUGUCCAAUUUGGAUUUUAAUACACCUUGUCUUUUCCUUGAUUUCUCUCUGUCUUCAGUAACAUGUCCCUUCCUGAGGAAUAUAGCUAACAAAUCAAUGCAAGCUUGAGAUUCCCAGCUCUGAGACUUUGAAGUCUUUAUUGAUGAUGGCUAUCAGUAAGCCCUAUCCUAGCCCAGUAACAUGCACAGAUUGGUUCUCAGCCUGGGGACAGAGCUGUACAUCAUCAAGUCCUACAUUUAUUUAUGAAUUAUUUUUGCCUGUUGGUUCCGUCUGAAAAUCUCUGAAACCAGGCAAAAAUAUAUUUUCCUCCCCAGUAUUUCAGAGUCAAAAACCUUCUGAUUACGUAAAGUCUUCCUACAUUAUCAUGUGAGUGGAACAGGGCGGAAUUUAUUUAAAUAAUUUUUCAGAUGAUGUUCAUUUGACUUUGAUAUUAUUAAGAGAUCUCAAGACUGAUUACUAGAGGGAUUUUUAAAAUAGUCCUAACUCCCUACCGGUUUUGAUCAUGGGAUGAUCUUUAAAAGCAAUUUUAUGAGCGCACUGGCAGGGCUGCUAAUUGAAAGGCACACAGUAUUUUCAUAUGAAGCAAGAGUUUUCAAAGCCUCAAAACUCCAUUAGAUUAAUCAAAAUAAUAAAAUCUCAGCUGCUGUUUUUCACAUUGAAAGGCAGCUAGAUCUGGAAUUCUAGUAUUUAUGGCUCUUACUUAAGGUUUAAGAAUACUUUCAUCAUUUGUGAAUUUAUACAGAUUAUCCAGUUCAUAAAAUAAACUGGGUGUUAUUCACAAAACUGGCAAGUGUGGUCAAUACGAUUGUAUGUUUUAGGCCAAAAAAAGCAGUGUUGGAUUUUUUUUUUUAUUUGCCUUAAAUUGUCAAUUUCCCUCAAAUACCUGGCUUAGUGUUAGCUGGUCCCAGCAAGCAGAAUAAACACACUAGGGAUGAUUGAUAUGUCUGUGGGGUUCCCUCUCUAUACUCUGAACUAUAGGGAACUGUAAACUGAAUUUAAACAUUUAGGUAACAAUAGCGGAUUUAAAAAAAAUAUGCUCUGCCCCACGCUAUAGUCACCGUUACUUUAGCCAAAAACGUGAAAUUCUGGUUUUAUUUCACUCCACUUUUGUAUCUAGCGAAUAAGGUCCCUUGUGUGGUGGAGCUUUCUCAGAUCACGUUCUGGAUGAAGGUCCAGGGGAGGGCAAAUUAAAUAUCGAUUUUUAAUACAUUAAGAAUAAGAAAAUUCAUAACACAAAUUGGUAUUUUAAGGCUACAGCUAGAGCGAAGUAAUGCUGCAAAAUUGCAAAACUCUGAACUGGAAGUUUAAAUACCUCUUCUGCAAACGGCAAUGAAAUUACUUGACAUGGACCCUUUGUUGAUACUUUUUUGUAACCAGUUUGUCCGUCAACAAAUAAAAUAAUGUUUUUUUUUUUUUAUUAUUAACAAUAAGAGAUUGUGAAAAUAUUAUUUCUAUAAGGAAUGAUAGACUCUGGAGAACUACAGAAUAUUAUCAUCCUCGUCCACCAGAGAAGGUGGGUUUAAUCUUUUCAAUGACUCCAUUCUUUGCUAUUGUCCCACUGUGAUUUCGUGCACCAUAACCACUCCAGCUCCCCACACCUAUAACCCACACCACCUGAGCAGCACACUCACUGCAGCUCCCCACACCUCCUAUAACCCACACUACCUGAGCAGCACGCUCACUGCAGCUCCACACACCUCCUAUAACUCACACUACCUGAGCAGCACGCUCACUGCAGCUCCCCACACCUCAUAUAACCCACACUACCUGAGCAGCACGCUCACUGCAGCUCCCCACACCUAUAACCCACACUACCUGAGCAGCACGCUCACUGCAGCUCCCACACCUCCUAUA
Molecule: messenger RNA, 25730 nt
Organism: Pelobates cultripes (western spadefoot toad)
Lineage: Eukaryota; Metazoa; Chordata; Amphibia; Anura; Pelobatidae
Source: the annotation of a GenBank genome assembly